GCGGAGCAUAUACACUCGCAUAUGCGCAAUCCUUCGCAGCCGACGUUCCUCUCCAGGGCUCUCAAGUCAGACAACAGCAGCGGCGCUCUCUCGUUGCCCUUUCGUCUCAGUGUCCAGAAGUCGCAUGACAGUACGCAACGGAAUCUACCUUACCUACGCCAUAGUUGGACGAGGAUAGAUUUCGUUGCUGUGCUCAGCUUCUGGAUAUGCUUCGGUCUGGCCGCCGCUGGUGUCGAACAUGGCUCGUAUCAUAUUGGUAUCUUUCGGGCUUUAAGCGUGCUUCGGACGACUCGACUGCUCGCCAUUACCUCUGGUACAACUACCAUUAUGCGUUCCUUGAAGACGGCACGUCCGUUACUCGCCAGUGUAGCUUACUUUGUACUUUUUGCCAUGGUCAUGUUCUCUAUCAUCGGUAUUCAAUCGUUCGAGGGGUCCUUUCGGCGGUCGUGUCAUCUUCUACCGACUGGCGGUGAAGACAACAUUGACCUCGGCCAACAAUGCGGCGCAUAUAUCGACCCCAACACGUUGGACGUUGUGCCCUAUAUUUCCCUCGAGAACACAACUCACACUAAUGUCAAGGGUUUUGUGUGUCCCCUUGGACAAGUCUGCAUGGAAAACCCUGGAAAUCCGGAGACCGGUGUGGAGAGCUUCGACACAAUCUAUUACUCAGCAUUACAAGUGUUCAUUGUAUCUUCCUCUAAUGGCUGGUCGCCAUUGAUGUACGCCAUGAUGGACUCCGAGUUCUUCAUCUCCUGCUUCUUCUUCAUUGUGUGUAUUAUCGUGCUGAAUUUCUGGCUCAUCAACCUGUUUGUCGCCGUCAUUACGAACACUUUCUCUGCGAUCCGGAAAGACACGCAUAAGAGCGCAUUCGGCGCCGCUCCUCUCGCACCUGCACUUCGCGAUGAUCAAGGAUGGUCGAUUGUUGACGGCCGGCGCGUGGCUAAACGUAGUCGAUUGAAGGAAAUAUACGAGAGCAUUCGUUGGUGCUGGGUAGCGCUCGCGCUGGCGUCGCUGGUCCUCCAGGCAACACGUAACGUAGAUGCGGGUCCAACGCACAAGGAGAUCCUGGACAAGGGCGAACUUGCCUUGACGCUCGUUUUUGACCUUGAGAUUCUCAUUCGCUUUGCUGCAUAUCUCCCCAGCUAUCGUGGCUUCUUCGCGCGUGGGCAGAAUUGGCUGGACCUUAUCCUGGCCAUCGGCUCUUCCAUCAUUCAAAUCCCUGCUAUCCACAACUCAUCGGUCUAUCCCUGGCUGACCAUAUUCCAAUUGGCGAGGUUCUAUCGCGUCAUCUUGGAAAUUCCGCGCAUGAAGCCUCUCUUGCUCGCGGUCUUUGGAAAUAUGUAUGGUCUGGCCAAUAUGUCUCUGUUCUUGCUCAUGAUCAACUACAUCACUGCACUCGUCGGCAUUCAGCUUCUCCGCGGUGACAUCCAGCAGGACGGUAGCAGAUUCAUCGAUUGGGGGGAAGUCUUCAACUCAUUUUUGGGUGUAUACCAGAUCUUCUCGUCCGAGAACUGGACUAACGUGCUGUAUGACGCCGCGACGGCGGAAGUACCCUUACGAGAGUCAGCCGUAGUUGUACUCUUUAUCUGCGGAUGGUUCUUCUUCGCGAACUAUAUUGUCCUCCAGAUGUUCAUUGCCGUCAUCAACGAAAACUUCGACGUCGCCGAAGAACAGAAGCGUAGCCAGCAAGCGUCUCAUUUCUGGGCCGCACAACGCCCUCAGAAGGCUCGUGCUCCGUGGAUCCGUCGAAUGAACCCGUAUCGAUGGUUCAAAGCGAAGCCAAAGGCCAUUGCAGUAGAUCAGCUACCUUCCAAUCUGGUCCUUCCUAUGCAGAAGAGCUUAGUACAGGACUACGGCCUGCCGUUCAGGGACCGUCGAAGUGGUGUUCAGAACGGUGCAGGCAGAUCUGGUGGGCCUAAGCAUGUAUCGAAGAGAUCACUCAAUAUCCUCCAGAAUUUGUUCUCUGGCGAAAAGACCGAUGAUGUUCCGCUGACUACCCUGCGAAGCAACCGCCGAGACUCUGCUGUUCCUCACGACGGAAUUGAUGAAGAGACGGAGAGGCACUUAGAAGUUCUUGCUGCGCUGAACAACGAGACUGCCACCGUGGACGACGUCAACGAUAUCUUGUACGAACGCCGAGCUCAGAAGGCCGACUUCAUUCGAGACCACCCCACGUACGACAAGACCUUCUGGAUAUUCUCACAGAAAAAUCCACUCCGACAGGCGUGCCAAAAGCUAGUUUCUCCGGCCAACGGCGAGCGAAUCUUCGGGGCGCCACCUUCUCUUAUCGCGCACCCGAUAUUCCAAUUGGUGCUCCUCCUGACCGUAGUUGCUGGCAUAGUUAUAGAGUGGAUCGCGACUCCGCCUUAUCGCAGGCAGUGGUACCAGGAACAUGGAUUCAUCCGCGGCUCGUGGUUCGAUAUAGCGGAGGCUGCCUUCGGUCUUUCUCUGUUUGUCGAGUUUCUCAUCAAGAUCAUCGCCGAUGGUUUUCUCUUCACACCAAAUGCCUACGUACGCAGUAUCUGGAACAUCCUGGACUUCCUGAUCAUGGUGGGGUUGGUCAUCAAUGUCACUACGGGACUCAUCUUCAUCGGUGGCCUCAGUCGGCUAACACGUUCGCUGAAAGCCCUUCGGGCUCUACGACUCAUCACACUCAUCGACAAGAUGCGUUCGACAUUCGAAUCCUUGAUCAUCUUCGGAGCCACCCGUAUCUUCGAUGCCGCGCUACUGGCGAUCCUCUACAUGAUUCCGUACGCUGUCUGGGGCACGAAUAUCUUUGCCGGUCUCAUGAACGAAUGUAACGACGGAAACGCGACCAACAUAACCAACUGCAUCAACGAGUACAGCAAUGGCGUCCUCCAGAAUGACCCAAAUGCGUUUAACUUCUUGGUACCUCGUGUUUGGGACAACCCUCAUCCUUCGACGAAGUUUUCGUUCGAUUCGUUCAAAGCUUCGUUGCUUAUUCUCUUUGAGAUUGUAUCCUUAGAAGGAUGGAUUGACGUCAUGUCAGUCGCCGUCAGUAUCACAGGAGUUGAUCAGCAACCUCAGCAGAACGUAUCUCAGGCCAACGCGAUCUUCUUCCUCAUCUACAAUCUCUUGGGCGGUGUCGUCAUUCUCACACUCUUUGUUAGUAUUAUCAUCGGCAAUUUUACAUCGAGGACAGGUAGCGCGUUCUUGACGCAGCCCCAACGAGAAUGGAUAGAUCUCCAGAAGCUCAUCAAGCGACAACGUCCCUCGAAACGUCCCAAGACGCGACCUACCUGGCCCAUCCGAGCAUGGUGCCACGACCGUGCUGUUCACAAGCAUGGUUGGUGGCACAGAAUGAUGACAGCGCUAUUCGUUUUGCAUGUCAUCGCGUUGAUGACUCAGACCUUUGCUUCUCAGCAUGCGUUCGAUGACCUACGCACCGACUUCUUUCUUUGUGUAACUAUCAUCUACCUGAUCGACAUCACCGUUCGGUUAUACGGUCUGGGUUGGAGCAGCUAUAGCGCAAACGGAUGGAAUCUGUUCGACAUCAUUGUUGCCGGUGGCAGCCUCAUCACCAUCAUCAUCGUGCGGUUCAACGCUGGUGGCUUCGCAGUCCAGCAGCUGCAGAAAUUGUUUGUUACUUCUAUCGCGCUCAAACUCGUACAGCGGACCAACAGUUUAAACAAACUGUUCAAAACCGCGGUUGCAAGCUUACCGGUCAUACUCAGCCUUUUGAGUCUCUGGCUAGUUCUGUUUUUAUUCUUUGCUAUCCUCUAUGUCGAGGUAUUCAGCUUGACGAAAUGGAGCACGGGGGAGACCCGUAACCAGAACUAUUCGUCGAUGUCGAAAGCGCUGUUGAUGCUUGCCUUUAUGACAACUGGCGAAGGAUGGAAUCAGUACAUGCACGAUUAUGCUCUCGUGUACCCUUACUGUACCAACGCGUCGUCUGCCAACGGGGAUUCCGAUUGCGGAAGUACUGGUUGGGCUUUCACCUUAUUCAUCGCUUGGAAUCUUCUCAGCAUGUAUAUCUUCGCGAACUUGUUCACUGGUGUUGUCGUUGAGAGCUUCAACUACGUCUUCCAAAUGACUGGCGGUUCCAAAGAGAUUACUCGGGAAGAGAUGCGCGCUUUCAAGAAGGUGUGGGCCGAAUUUGCGAAUCCCAAGACUGGAUACUUGGGGCGCAACAAAUUCGUGCCUUUCUUCUCGAAACUGUCUGGAAUAUUCGAGGUCAAGAUAUAUCCGACGGAAUGGAGUCUGCAGAACAUCAUGGCUAGGUCAAAGGCGGAAGAAGAGUGCUCGACAUAUCCCGUAAACAUCCGCAAGCUGCAGCUCAACAUCAACAACAUAGACCGCCAGAUGAUCAAGCGGAGAAAAAACGUGUGGAACCGACUGUACCACGAAGCUCGCAUCUCUUACGAACCCGGCAAAGGAAUUUCCUUCACGAACAUGCUAAUAUUGCUCGCCCACCACAAACUCAUUGUCGACCAAGAGGCCUUAGUGUUGCAUGACCUCGUCAUCCGAAAUGAGACGAACAAGCUAGUCACAGAUUUGGUAGAUUUUGAUCGUGUGCAGUCCCUGCUUCUCAUGAUAUCCCACCGCCGGCGGUACCUCGCCCUGAAGGAGCAGAUGCGGAUGGAAAAGCUUGUCCAACAUGGGCUACCCAACAUCGUCGUCGACGCCGGUGAACCGGUCACUCCUCCGUCAAUCACACGGGAUAUCACUUCUCCUGGCCAGUACACGUCUCGUUACAUGGAUCCUGAGACUCCGUCACCAAGCUACCGAGGACAUUCGCCAGAACUCUCGCUUUCGUUCGAAACGCCUUCGCACAGUACACUGCAGAGAAGUCGUCGCGUUAGCGAUAUUAGCAUGCUAUCUAUCGGCGAUACAGGCAUGCGUGGCUCGUUCGAUUCGUCUUCAAGGGAGUCGCGUGUUGUCGAAGAGGACGCUGGUAACGUCUUGUCAUCAAUGCAAAAUUCUAUGUGGGGAGAGCUACUACUUGAAGCCGCAGAAGAGGAGUCAUGACACUAGCCCGCCGUUCAUUCAUUUCUUUCUAUGCUUCCAUGGGACUCUGCAAGGAUAACAUACUAUUCACCAUCUGUAGAACUGCAUCGUUGCAUUAGUACUUAGAGUGUUUACAUACGAGUUAAUUGGCAUGUAUAACCAGC
This is a messenger RNA of Phanerochaete carnosa HHB-10118-sp, 5132 nucleotides long. RefSeq lists its product as uncharacterized. Gene Ontology annotation, cellular component: membrane; voltage-gated calcium channel complex. Gene Ontology annotation, molecular function: high voltage-gated calcium channel activity. The coding region runs from base 22 to 4989 and encodes 1655 amino acids. Gene Ontology annotation, biological process: calcium ion import across plasma membrane. The record is from RefSeq and is a predicted model, not a curated record. The transcript is spliced from 22 exons. Lineage: Eukaryota; Fungi; Basidiomycota; Agaricomycetes; Polyporales; Phanerochaetaceae.